Messenger RNA from Nicotiana attenuata, 2394 nucleotides. RefSeq lists its product as uncharacterized. The transcript is spliced from 4 exons. Lineage: Eukaryota; Viridiplantae; Streptophyta; Magnoliopsida; Solanales; Solanaceae. The record is from RefSeq and is a predicted model, not a curated record. The coding region runs from base 188 to 1822 and encodes 544 amino acids.
UCUGUUGGUAAAGGGAAGCGGUGGUUAAGAAUACGACGAGGUUUCCCGGGACUGCGGGUAUAUAUUUCCCAACUCUUCAGUUGCUCGACGACGCUUCAGAUUUUGGUUUGAACUGACUAUGGAGUUUUGGUACUUGUGUUGAAACAAUUGUAUAUUGAGUUGGUUGCUAAUGUUGUGAGAUUGAAACAUGGAUUCUAGUAAUGAAUCUUUGAGGGUUGAUAUGGGAGUAACAGUAGGAGCUGGAGAUACUACAGAUAGUGUGAGUCGAUUGAAAAGAGAAUCGGGUUAUUGCAGUCAGUGUUUAAAUCUGGAAGCAAAGAUAAAGGAAAUUGAAAAUAGUUGUGCCACUUUGCAGAAGGAGAUUUACCAGGAGAGGAAUGGUUUUAAGUUGCUUGAAGUUAAGUAUGAAACAUUGCGAGUCGAGAAGGUUGCUGUUGAGGAUGAGCUUGAGGUGUUGAAGAGAAGGAAUCAAGAGCUGGAAGAGCGGAUGCGUCAAUUUGAGAAUAAUGGCUGUAAUGAGGAGAACGAGGAGGAAGACAAGGUUUUGCAGUUGAUGAUCGAGAACAAUGUCUUGGAAUGCGAGAAACGGGUUGCUGAAAGUAAUGUUGAGUCUUGGAAAUUGAAGUGCAAGGAGUUGGAGUUGGCGGUAUUGGAAUUGAACAAAAGGUUGGUUUCAAAAGCAGGAGAUUAUAAAGAUUUAAAUGCAAAAUCUUUCUUCUCUGGUGGAGAAAUCCAAUCUCUGCAAUCUCAAGAUUCAGGAAAAUCUUUAACAAAGAAUCCAUGCGUGCAAGCCGAGUGUGUUGGAGCAAACAAAUUUUUACUAUCUGAAAGUGGUAACAGCCGUAGUAACCAAGUGAGGAAGCGAUUGAUGUUUGAAGAAGAAAGAGGGUCAAACAAGAGGAUGGCUCCUUCUACCCCAGCUGGUGUAAGGCCUGCAAAUGUUGUUGUUAUUGACUUAAAUGAAAGUGAUGAUGAAAGAACUAUCCGUCCUCUUUGUACAUCAAUAAAUGGAAAUGAUUAUAAAAAUUCUCUACCUCUUUGUACACCUUGCAUACCAGGAUCUAGAAUGGCUCGUGAUUCACCUUACCCUGGAUCAGGGAGCACCUUGUCUAAUAAUGAAUUUCCUUCAGAGAACAAUUUAAAGAUGGCUGACAUUGAGCAAGGCAAAGACAAUGACAUUUUAUGUGUUCCAACUCCAAAAAGAAGAAGAGCUUCAAACUUAAUUCCUAGUGAUAGUGACACUGAUGAUGAUAACGUUCCAAUUUGCAUGCUCAAGACUAGGCAUUUUCAUGGGAAAAGCUCCAGUGAUCAUCCCGAAGGCCACUCAACUCAAAUUGGUGAUUCUAGGGAGGAAAUCAGGAAAUCUUCUAGUAGGCGGCGCCUAGUGAAGCUAAGUCAAUGUGAAGCAAAAGAUGGUGGUGGCAGUGACAUCGAAGAAGAUGUGUCAGACAGUGAGGGAGAAAGCUUGGGUGGAUUUAUAGUUAGCAGCUCUGACUGUUCUGACGAUGGCGACAUCUCUAAUUCUGAGGGUGCUUUGGGAAGUAAUUCUUCUGUAGCUGAAGAUUCAAUAACUGAUUCAGAGCAUAUAUCGGAGAGUGAUACAGAUUAUUGUGAAAUAAUGUCGAGAAUUCGAAGGAACAAAAGUGAUAAAUUAGAGUGGGAGUUUGAGGGAGACAUGCUUGCUGCCUUUGGUAAGGAUCCUGAAUUAUGUAUGAGGGCUGUUUGUGUUUUGUAUAGGCAGCAAACAGCUGAGGAGAAAUGUAGUAAAGAAACGAUAUUUCAGAAUCAAAGAGGUUUCAGCCAGUGUGAUGCCUACAGAUAAGUUUUAUUACUCUGAGGACUGCCUAUGACCAUGACUAUGCUGAUGUAUACUAGUCCAGUGAUGAGUCUCACAUAGAUCAAAACGAUCAAUCAUCUAUGAUUGGGAUUGCACGACUGCUAUAGCUUUGUCCAAGAUGGCAUGGUUGUUUCUGACUUAAUGAAUCAAAUGUCAUGUUGACCGUUCUUUAAUGGCUAAUGUUUAUUAUGUAGUUAUUAUCACUUGCUUUUGCUGAUAGAGGGAGAAAGAAACAUGUAAUAUCAAAAGGUUGCACGAAUGCUUCCAGGUCAAAGUGGACUAGAGAAUGAAAUUGUUUCUGGGACUAAUUGCCUACGUUAGGCCAGAGGAAAACAUGGGAUUAAUGAUUCCCUGUGAAAAGGAUGAUUUCAAGGCUGCAAAUGUGUAAAUAUGAGACUUUUUAAUAUUAGCAUUCACAUUAAACAUCUAAAAGUUCGUCUUUUGACCAGAAAGGGUUGAUCUGAUUUAAUGCUUCUAUCAAUUGCAUUGAAACAAUGCUGAAUCUGAUGUUUGCUUUUGUAUGUUUGGGGGCUAGUUUCAUAAUUUAUACUGCCAUA